CGUAGCUACCCGUUGCACAUGCGCAGACUCUGGCGGAGCAGUAGUGCUCUUUAAUCCGUGCGUUAAUCCCUUCAUUUUUAUUUGUGUAUCUAUUCGUUUAAAGGUAUGACAAAUUAAACUUUAUUUAUUGUUUUUGUCAGGAUGAACUUGACUCCGUAAAGUUUCAAGACUCCGAGGCUAACUUAGCAUGCUAGUUAGCUUAGCUUGCUAGCUGCCAACAAAGAAACCCGGAAGUUAUCGACACAUCGCCAAGCAAACACAAACGUCUGUGAACAGCAGUAGUAAACCUCCAGGAUGGAGCAGGAGAAUCCACAGCCCCCCUAUAUUAAAAGCAAAGAAGAGGAGCCACAUCCUGCCCACAUUAAAGAAGAAUAUGAGGAACCACAACAACCCCACAUUAAAGAGGAAGAACUACAUCCCUCUUACUUUAAAGAGGAAGAAGAUGAUUCACAGACACCCCAUAUUAAAAAGGAAGAUGAGGAGCCACAGCCCUCUAACAUUAAAGAUGAAGAAGAGGAUUUACAGCCACCCCAAAUUAAAAAGGAAGAUGAAGCGCUUCAGCCCCCACACAUUAAAGAGGAAGAGGAGGAACACAGCAUCAGUCAGAAUGGAGAGCAUCUUAAAGGACAAGAGGAGGUUGAUGUCCUUAAGAUGCCAUUGACUUGUGUCAUUGUGAAGAGUGAAGAUGAUGAGGUCAAAAGUGAAAGUGAGGAGAAGAGAGGGAUGGAGCCUCCAAGCAGCAGCUCAACUCAACACAUGACAACAGAAGCUGAUGGAGACCACUGUGGAGGAUCACAAGCAGGAAAACUCUUAGCUCCACUAUCGGAUAGUGAUGACAUGACGUCAGACUCUCCUGACACUGAUGAUGAAGACUCUGAAGCUGAUACAACUUGUCACACUGACAACACACACUUUGAAUGUUCUCACUGUGGCAAACAUUUUAGUCGCCGUUGUGAGCUGAAAAGACACAUGAGGAUACACACUGGUGAAAAACCCUUUUCCUGUUCAACUUGCGGUAAAUGUUUUACACAAACUGGUCAUUUGAAAAGACACAUGAGAACACACACUGGAGAAAAGCCUGUCAUCUGUUCAAUCUGUGCUAAAGGUUUUACACAAAAUAGUGAUUUGAUAGCACACAUGACGAGACACACUGGUGUAAAACCUUUUCCUUGCACAAUCUGUGCUAAAGGUUUUAGAGUACAUAAUCAUUUGAAAAGACACAUGAGAACACACACCGGUGAACAAAGGUUUUCUUGUUCAAGCUGUGGUAAAUGUUUCACGACAAGGUGCGAUUUGAAAACACACAUGAGAACACACACGAGUGAAGAACCUUUGUCUUGUUCAAUCUGUGCUAAAAGUUUUACACAAAAGUCACACUUAAAACGACACACGACACUACACGCUGGUGUAAAACCCUUUUCUUGUGUAAUCUGCGCUAAAGGUUUUGUACGAAAAGAUAAAUUAAGAUUGCACAUGAGAACACACACUGGUGAGGAAGUGUGAGUUGCAGUGUGUGAUGAAAUAUUCUCUUAAAAUGAUCAGUGUAAGAAAGACAAGUGAAAAUAGCAGCAGCAAAUGAAAAUGCAUCCAUCCAUCCAUCCAUCCAUCCAUCCAUCCAUCCAUCUUCUUCCGCUUAUCCGAGGUCGGGUCGCGGGGGCAACAGCCUAAGCAGGGAAACCCAGACUUCCCUCUCCCCAGCCACUUCGUCUAGCUCUUCCCGGGGGAUCCCGAGGCGUUCCCAGGCCAGCCGAGAGACAUAGUCUUCCCAACGUGUCCCGGGUCUUCCCCGUGGCCUCCUACCGGUUGGACGUGCCCUAAACACCUCCCUAGGGAGGCGUUCGGGUGGCAUCCUGACCAGAUGCCCGAACCACCUCAUCUGGCUCCUCUCGAUGUGAAGGAGCAGCGGCUUUACUUUGAGUUCCUCCCGGAUGGCAGAGCUUCUCACCCUAUCUCUAAGGGAGAGCCCCGCCACACGGCGGAGGAAACUCAUUUCGGCCGCUUGUACCCGUGAUCUUAUCCUUUCGGUCAUUACCCAAAGCUCAUGACCAUAGGUGAGGAUGGGAACGUAGAUCGACCGGUAAAUUGAGAGCUUUGCCUUCCGGCUCAGCUCCUAUGAAAAUGCAAGAUUUUUUAAAAACUGCCCAAACUUUGUCUUUGAUUGUAUAACACGACAUUGUUGUGUGUGUGCAACACAAUCUUGUUAAUGGUUUUAUCGUUUAUAGAUUUUUUAGAUUACAUGUUUUAAGUACAUGCAUUAGUAUGGAAGAUUGUGUACAUUUAUUUAUUUUUUAAUUAAAUGUUGAAUGAAAAGGUCUACACCAGGGGUAGGGAAACUAUGGCUCUCGAGCCAGAUGUGGUUUUUUUGAUGACUGCAUCUGGCUCUCUGAUAAAUCUUAGCUGACAUUGCUUAACACAAUAAUUCCGCUGGUACUCCAUCCAUCCAUCCGUUUACUACCGCUUGUCCCGUUCGGGUCGCAGGAGGUACUGCAGCCUAUCUCAGCUGUAUUCACAGUGUUAAAAAUAAUGUUCAAAAUGUAAAACAUUCUCAUGCAUUUUAAUCCAUCCAUCCGUUUUAUAGAAGUCGCAUUCAUGGUAAGAAGUUUUUUUUAAUUUUUUAUCUGUUAGCUUCAGAAUAACAAUGUUAUCAAAAAGAACAAGAGACUUAUUGUACUCUAAAUAUGUUGGUCGUACUUAAAAAUGCACGCAUUUCGUUGUAGUCAGUGUUAAAAUAAUAUUAUUUGGCUCUCACGGAAAUACAUUUUUAAAUAUUUGGCUUUCAUGGGUCUCUUAACCAAAAAGGUUCCCGACCCCUGUUCUACACUGACUGAAACAUCAGUUGUUUUUUUGCAGUGUGUGUGAUGAAAAACUCGCCUAAAAGUACCAGUAUAAAAAAUACAAAUGACAACAUUAGGAACAUUUUAAAUAAACGGUCAAAACUUGGUAAACUUUGACUUUUUAACACCACCACCACAUAUAACAUGUGCGACAUCAUUGUUGUGUGUGUAACACAGUGCUUCUCAAUUAUUUUCUGUCAAGCCCCCCUCUUAAUUUCUCUGAUUAUGUUAACUACUUCUCUUUGUUUAUAAUGUCUAAUUUCUGCUGGAUCUACUCUCUAUUUUAUGCUGCCCCCUUUUUUUCCGCUGCAGCUGUUACAUACUGUAAUACUGUAUCAGGGGUAUUCAACUCAUUUUAGCUCAGGGGCCGCAUGGAAGGAAAUCUGUGCACACGCGGGCCAGACUAUUAAAAUCAUGGCAUUAAAACAAAAAAAUGAAGACAACUUCAGAUGGUUUUCAUUGUCUUACUUUGGCCAAAAAUAGAACAAACACAUUCUGAAAAUAUUACAAUAAAAGUGUUAAAAAAAAUACCUGGCAGCGGUAUUAAAAAAAAAAUACUUUUAUUGUAUGGUAUUGUUUAGAUCAGGGGUCGCCAAACUAAGGCCCGUCAGCAUCCAAAAUCCGGCCCACGUGAAGUCUCAAGUUUUUUUUGUGUGUUUUUUUUUUUUAAAUGUGUCCUUUCUAAUAAAUGAGAAAUGGGUUGUA
Nerophis ophidion (straightnose pipefish) is the source of this 3539-nucleotide messenger RNA. Its product is annotated as gastrula zinc finger protein XlCGF57.1-like. The record is from RefSeq and is a predicted model, not a curated record. Gene Ontology annotation, cellular component: nucleus. NCBI's taxonomy places the organism in Eukaryota, Metazoa, Chordata, Actinopteri, Syngnathiformes, Syngnathidae. The transcript is spliced from 2 exons. Gene Ontology annotation, biological process: central nervous system development; regulation of transcription by RNA polymerase II. Bases 295 to 1503 code for a protein of 402 amino acids. Gene Ontology annotation, molecular function: RNA polymerase II cis-regulatory region sequence-specific DNA binding; DNA-binding transcription factor activity, RNA polymerase II-specific.